AUGUCCUCAGCAUCUACUCACCAACCGAAAAUCCUUGUGGCCGUCGUGGGUGUCGGACUCGUAGGGUCGGAGUUGAUAAAUCAACUACUUUCCAUUCCGCCACCAUUAUCCCCGUUCAAGCUUGUCUCACUCACAUCAUCAUCACGAUCUCUCUUCACUGGGAAAGAAAGCCCAAUUGGCCCGAAUGACUCCUGGAAAUCCCUGCUCGCAUCCUCUAAGGCACCAGCAGACCUCAAGGCACUUACCGAACAAUUGAAACAGCUGGUUGGCGAAAAGGAGCGGGUUGCCUUGGUGGACAACACGUCUUCGGAAGAAGUUGCCGCUUUCUACCCUACAUGGCUCAAAGAAGGAAUCAACGUUGUGACACCCAACAAGAAGGCAUUCUCAGGAGACGCCGACUUGUAUUCUAAAAUUCUCAGUGCCAGUAGGGAAAGCGGAGCCAAGUUUCUCAACGAAGCGACAGUUGGUGCAGGCCUGCCGGUCAUCGCACCUCUCAAGGAGUUGCUUGCUACUGGCGAUAAGAUAAUCAAAAUUGAAGGAGUUUUCUCCGGAACUAUGAGCUAUAUUUUCAACAAUUUCUCAACUGGUACCCCAGAAGGACCGGCAUUCUCUUCUGUAGUGGCUAUCGCAAGAGAAAAAGGAUACACUGAACCUCACCCUGCAGAUGAUUUGAAUGGCUUCGAUGUUGCACGCAAAUUAACUAUUUUGUCACGAUUGAUAUCAAGCAUGCCCUCUGGAAGCAGUCUUCCCUCUCUACAAUCUUUUGCUUCUGUCCAGACUGCAUCGCUGAUUCCUCCCGCUCUGGAAGGCAUUCCUACUGGAGACGAGUUUAUCAAGCGUCUUCCCGAGUUCGACGACGAAUUUGCUAAAUUGAGGGUAGAAGCUAGCAAAGAAAAUAAGGUGCUUCGUUUCGUCGGUGUAGUUGACGUCGCUGGUGGCCAGGUUAGGGCAGGACUGGAGAAAUAUCCCACUGAUCAUCCUUUCGCCACUUCGCUCGGUGGCUCAGACAACAUUAUCAUGUUCCAUACCGAAAGAUAUAGUCCAAGGCCGUUGAUUGUGCAGGGUGCAGGUGCAGGUGCUGCUGUCACCGCGAUGGGAGUGUUGGGUGACCUUUUGAAAUUGGUUUAA
Messenger RNA from Psilocybe cubensis, 1128 nucleotides. RefSeq lists its product as uncharacterized. NCBI's taxonomy places the organism in Eukaryota, Fungi, Basidiomycota, Agaricomycetes, Agaricales, Agrocybaceae. The record is from RefSeq and is a predicted model, not a curated record. The transcript is spliced from 4 exons. Gene Ontology annotation, molecular function: aspartate kinase activity; homoserine dehydrogenase activity; NADP binding. Bases 1 to 1128 code for a protein of 375 amino acids. Gene Ontology annotation, biological process: L-homoserine biosynthetic process; aspartate family amino acid biosynthetic process.